CACUUUAAAGUUACUUACACUUACACAAAAACACAGAAACAAAGUUCUUACCCAAUCAUGGAUUCAGAAUCAAUAGAAAGUUUGGGUAACAUGCCCGAGUGCAACAAGCGGCUGUUGAACGAGAUUGAUCCCAUAUCCCGGACUUCAAAAUGCGAUAAAAGCGUUAAAGAGAUCUUCGAUGUCGAUGAGCCGGUCAGCUUUUCUUCUAUGGGAGAAGAGGAAAUGGAAAUUCUGGAUCAUUCUGAGCUGUCAACAGACGAUAUAGAUCGGGCCAUGAAGCUCGGUCACGAUAUUGAUUGCCUGAUUCGACAGAUUGAGGUCAUGCAGAUAGCCAUUAGGAGACGUCAAGUUAAGGAAAGUAGCGAAAUGAUCAGUGAAAAAUCGGAAGAACCUUAUGUAGAAACCCUAACCAAGGCUCAAAUGCAAUGCAAAGAGAUUGAAAAUCAAGAAAAGGAAAAUGACUUUAAAAUCAAGGAGCAGACUUUAACCAAAUGGCAGCCACUGAAAGAUGAGGAAUUACUGAAAGCGAGAAGCCUUCUUCAAGCCCACCAUCGCCUGCAAUGUGAAAUAGACGAACUGAUCUGCAGAUAUCGAAAGCUCAAAGAAGUCAUUACAAAAAUGUAUCGAAAUACCCGCUGCAUGAGGGUCAAUAUUAAGGAACUGAUCUCAAAAACCAAGGACGAACUUGCCUGGGCUGAUGAAGUGGCCAAGGAGAUACAGGUGUGCCAUGAUAGAUUCACCUACCUAAGCCAAGCGAAGAUGUCCAAACGCGAGGGAAUCAAAACUGUCAGAGUUCAUGCCGAUAGAUUUGAAAAAUUGAACGAUGCCUAUCUAAGGAAAAGUCGCCUAAAACACGACAUAUUCGAGUUAUCUGAAGAGUCAAUCGAUCUUUUGCAAUUCAUGAGGGAUAUCCUCCAGGAACUAGACCGUAAUAUGUCUAUAUUUGGAUCUAAAAGCGUGAAUAGGAAGGAAAGUCUAAUCGAAUUUUUGGAAUCUUUAACCGUGGCAUCUAGUUUGUGUAAUAAGUUUCGUGAUUCUUUAGAUAAUCUACAAAGGGGUGAUGAAUAAAUUUUACUGAACUAAAAAAGGAAGAAAAGUAGCAAAGCAUUAUCAAAAGAUGACUAACGCUGGGAGCUCAAUAAUAAAUGUUGUUGAACA
Molecule: messenger RNA, 1158 nt
Organism: Drosophila eugracilis
Lineage: Eukaryota; Metazoa; Arthropoda; Insecta; Diptera; Drosophilidae
Exons: 1
Coding region: 58-1068 (336 amino acids)
Source: RefSeq, a predicted model, not a curated record